UUGCUCAGCAGUUCCCACUUGCCCUGGAGGCUAACGGGACGCUUCUCGGCGUGCCCUCUAGUUACACUUUCUGCAGCCUCAGGGCAACGCGAAGGUGGUGGGCGAGCCCGGGGAAAAAAUAUGCUAUAAGCUUGGGGGGCCCUCCUUACUUCUCUCCAGCCAUGUGGUGCUUGCACUGUAACUCGGAGAGGACUCAGUCAUUGCUGGAGCUGGAGCUUGACAGCUGUGUUGAGGGUGAAGCUCCUGGAAGUGAAACUGGCACAUCCCUAGAUAGUCCAUCUACUUAUCAUCAAGGAACUAUAACUCACAGUUCAGCUCUAAGUCCAGAUCAUUAUGACCAUUCUCCAUAUGGUCUAUACUCUGUCUCCCCUGGACAGCAGAGGCCCCGGCGGCCAAAGCUUCAGCACUCAACGUCAAUAUUAAGGAAACAAGCAGAAGAAGAAGCUAUUAAAAGGUCACGAUCCCUUUCAGAAAGCUAUGAACUCUCAUCUGACUUGCAGGAUAAACAGGUUGAAAUGCUAGAACGAAAAUAUGGAGGCCGUCUCAUAACUAGACAUGCUGCUCGUACUAUACAGACUGCUUUCCGCCAGUAUCAGAUGAACAAAAACUUUGAGCGGCUUAGAAGUUCUAUGUCUGAAAAUCGUAUGUCAAGACGCAUUGUACUAUCCAAUAUGAGAAUGCAGUUUUCAUUUGAAGGACCUGAGAAAGUUCACAGUUCCUACUUCGAGGGGAAGCAAGUUUCUGUUACAAACGAUGGAUCAAAAAUAGGAGGCCUUGUCCAGUCUGGAUGUAAUGAUCUUGGUGAAUCAGCUACAAUGAAAUCUCCAGCAGCUUCCACAGACUUUGCUGAUGCCAUAACAGAAUUGGAGGAUGCCUUUUCAAGACAAGUAAAAUCUCUUGCAGAAUCCAUUGAUGAUGCAUUAAAUUGUCGCAGUUUGCACUCUGAUGAGGUACAGAUACCUGACCAAGUCAGAAGUCGUGAAGUAGAGAGAGAGAGUUGUGGUCCAACUAAACCAACAAGCCAUAAUGUUGAUCAUAGGAAACUCGAUGAAAUGACUGCCUCCUAUAGUGAUGUUACAUUGUAUAUUGAUGAGGAAGAAUUAUCCCCACCACUUCCCCUUUCUCAUUCUGUAGAAAGACCAUCUAGCACAGAGUCUGACUUAAGACUUCGAUCAAUAAAUCCUUCUCAAGAAUACUGGUCUAUGACACAUAAAGAUCAUAAAAUAGACACUGACACAAGUUGUAGGAGUACCCCUUCAUUGGAAUCCCAAGAACAGAGAAUGAGGAUGGAUCAUCUUCCUUUGCUAACCAUAGAACCACCAAGUGACAGUUCAGUCGAUUUUAGUGACCGUUCUGAAAGAGGAUCGUUAAAGAGGCAAAAUGCGUAUGAUCGGGGAAUUAGUAGUCAGCAAGGUAGCCCAAAACACAUAUCACACGGUCUCCCUAGCAAAGUAAUAUCUCGAGAAGAUCAAGAAACUAGACAUAGACCAAGGCCUAUUGAUAGCCACUUGGCUAUUAAUGGUACAGCAAACAGGCAAAGCAAAUCUGAAUCUGAUUAUUCCGAUGGAGAUAAUGAUAGCAUCAAUAGCACUUCCAAUUCUAAUGACACAAUAAACUGCAGUUCAGAAUCCUCUUCUCGAGACAGCUUAAGGGAACAAACUUUGAGCAAACAAACAUACCACAAAGAAACUCGUAAUAGCUGGGAUUCCCCUGCCUUCAGUAAUGAUAUCAUCAGGAAACGUCAUUACAGGAUUGGACUGAACCUUUUUAAUAAAAAACCUGAAAAAGGAAUCCAGUACCUGAUUGAGAGAGGCUUUGUGCCAGAUACGCCUGUUGGAGUUGCCCAUUUCCUUUUACAGAGAAAAGGACUCAGCAGACAAAUGAUUGGAGAGUUCCUGGGAAAUCGACAAAAGCAGUUUAACAGGGAUGUUUUAGACUGUGUUGUGGAUGAGAUGGACUUCUCAGCUAUGGAACUGGAUGAAGCUCUCAGGAAAUUUCAAGCUCAUAUCCGUGUCCAAGGAGAAGCUCAGAAAGUAGAACGACUCAUUGAAGCUUUCAGUCAGAGAUACUGCAUCUGCAAUCCGGGUGUUGUAAGGCAGUUCAGAAAUCCUGAUACCAUCUUCAUCCUCGCUUUUGCAAUCAUAUUAUUAAACACAGAUAUGUAUAGCCCAAAUGUAAAACCAGAACGUAAAAUGAAGCUUGAAGAUUUUGUCAAAAAUCUAAGAGGUGUAGAUGAUGGUGAAGAUAUCCCACGAGAGAUGCUCAUCGGGAUUUAUGAGAGAAUCCGAAAGCGAGAACUCAAGACAAACGAGGAUCAUGUGUCGCAGGUCCAAAAGGUGGAAAAACUCAUAGUAGGAAAGAAACCUAUUGGAUCUUUGCAUCAUGGGCUUGGUUGUGUUCUGUCUCUCCCACAUCGGCGACUUGUUUGUUACUGUAGACUCUUCGAAGUUCCAGAUCCAAAUAAACCUCAGAAGCUUGGAUUACACCAGCGAGAAAUAUUUUUAUUUAAUGAUCUCCUUGUGGUCACUAAAAUCUUUCAAAAGAAGAAAAAUUCAGUCACAUAUAGUUUUCGACAGUCCUUUACCCUCUAUGGAAUGCAAGUUCUCCUUUUUGAGAAUCAGUAUUAUCCAAAUGGCAUACGACUGACAUCAGCUGUUCCAGGAGCAGAUACAAAAGUUUUAAUAAAUUUCAAUGCUCCAAAUCCCCAGGACAGAAAGAAAUUUACAGAUGAUCUGAGGGAGUCUGUUGCAGAAGUACAAGAAAUGGAAAAACACAGAAUAGAGUCUGAAUUAGAAAAGCAGAAAGGUGUAGUGCGACCAAGCAUGUCUCAGUGCUCUAGCCUGAAAAAAGAGUCUGGCAAUGGGACGUUAAACCGGGCCUGCCUUGAUGACAGUUACGCCACUGGGGAAGGGCUUAAAAGGAGUGCUCUUAGCAGCUCCCUUAGAGAUCUUUCUGAAGCAGGCAAGCGUGGGCGUCGCAGCAGUGCAGGAUCGCUAGACAGCAAUAUGGAAGGGUCCAUCAUUAGCAGUCCUCAUAUGCGCCGAAGAGCUACAUCAACCCGAGAGUGUCCAUCUCGCCCUCACCAGACUAUGCCUAAUUCUUCCUCACUACUAGGGUCCUUAUUUGGUAGUAAACGAGGAAAGCCUUCCCAAGGCCAUUUAGCAUCCGGCCCACCACAGCCACCUCAGCACCCUCCCAUACUUUCACAUCAGCAGCACCCUCAGCAUCCUCCUGCCUUGCACCACACAGGUCCGGCUGAAGGGCAGACUCAGGCACAAGUGCACAGCCACCACUCUCAGUAUUGCCAUAUGCAGAACCCACCUCCUUAUCACCAUCACCAUCACUAUCAUCCGCCCCAGCAUAUCCAGCAUCCACACCAGUACCAUCACAUGCCGCAUUCACAGCACGUACCUCAUGCCCAGCAUUCUUACGUGCCACAUUCCCACUCCCAGUACUCUCAUGCUCCUCAUCCUCCCUUGCCCCCUCCUCACCUGGCGCAUUCUUCCCAUGUUUCACAUCAUCAUGCACAGCCAGCGCCCCCUCCUACUUCAGCCAGCACGAAGCCCAAGCAUAGUGGCAUCAGCACAGUAGUCUAGAAGCAAGCGACCCUGCCACAGCUGUAGCUCUAGACCUAGAUGUAAAGGCACUUACAGGAAACAGAAGCAGCCUAUAAGUCCGGUUAUUUUUUUAAUUUAUUUUAAAAAAUCCAAGCAACUUAAUUGACUCCUUUGCCUUAAGGAUUCAAUGGAUCAAUGCAUAUUAACCUCACAGUGCUGGUCUUACAGUUGAAUUCGGUGGUGACCUUUUCCCUCCUUUUUCUCUAGUAGCCUUGAAAAUAUGCUGCUUGCUGAAAACAUUAAGCUACCUUUUUUCAUCCGCAUGACAAUUUUUAACACAUAAUGAAAACAUAACCUACUCAAAAUAAAAGGAAAAAUAUGAAAUAGAACCAAAUGUGGCAUUCUUGCUCUUUAAUUUUCAAUGGGCAAAAAAAGUAGACCUCAUAUGGUUGAUGAAAAUACGUAAGUAAACUUUAUGUAAUAUAAAUAUAUAAAUAUAGACAUAUAGAUAGAUAUAGACACACACACACACAGACGUACACUGUAUAGCUAACAUUUAUGCUUAGAACGAAGCCUUUCAGUCCACAAAGCUAGCAAUAUAUACUUUACCAUAAUUUCCCUUACUGAUAAAGGGCAGUAAAAUAGAUGAAUAGUGAAUGGAAGUGUAGACCAAAAAACUAAGCAACAAAUUCCAGGCAUUUCAGUACUCUCAUUGAAAGUUCUCUGGACUUGAGAAAAAAAAAAUCUUUAAGCAAUCUUUGCAAAAUGUGCCAAAUAACAUAGCAUAUAUGCUUUGUAUUUUAUUAGUAUGGUAAUACACUUAUUCAGUAUUAUAAGUGCUCUGCUAUUUCAGGUAAGCAAACUAGUUAAGAUGCAGUAACUAUACAGUAGCAACAUGAGACAACCUUUACUACAGGUUUUCUCUACAUUUUGGUUUCUCCAGUUCUUAGACACUUUAAAGGCUGUGAUAACUGUGAACUUACAUAGUUUACAUUACUUUUGUAUUUGUGUAUGUUUUAAUAAAUACACAUGAAGAUUUACAUGGAAGGUAUUUACAUACGCUGCAUGAACAUUCAUCUCAGACCCUGAAAUAACCAACAUCCAUUCCUUUCAGCCGCAUUGCCUCUUUACCAUAAGAUACUCAGUUUUUAUCAAUAAAAGUAGACUGCAAGUUCAGACUUUUUUUUCCAUAUGAAAGCAAUCAGAAACUUGAAGGUUUAUUUUAGUAUUGAGUAUAGAUUUUUAUAACUGUAAUUCCAUGUAGCCAUGUGCUGGCAGCAGGACUUUCUCACCAUUUUUCUCAUCACAUUUGUUAGUUUUAUCCAGCACUCAGCAGGCUGAGUCUAUGCUCAAACUGUCAUAGUCCAGUUAGUCCAAGACAUCGUGUAAAAUCCAACUGUGCUGUUGUUGCUUAUGUGUUGUACUGAGUCAUUUGCAAGCCCAUAUGAUAUUUCUCUGUAAACCUAAAUCCUAUUUUUUAAAAAAAAUAAAAUCAUACAUGGAGCAUACUUUGUAGUUUCAGCAUUUUGAGCCACCUCAAUCACGACUUUACAUCUAAAAGACAGAAACAAAAGGAACUGCAGAGCUGUACCAGCAGAAUUGUGAAUGUUGAUUUAAAAGAAGAGGAGGAAAAAUGUUCCAGUGAGAGAUGGGUAAAGCCAAACAAAAACUGAUUAUUGCUUCUGAAAGAAGAUAAAAUGUAUGAAGAUAACUUGCCUGUAUUGGUGAUUUCUGAUCUCCAGUUUUGCUCUCCCACCUUCUAUAUAUGGAUUAUUCCAUGACUACCAGCAAAAAUAAGCUCAGUACUUUUGUUAACUUUCAUUCAGCAGAAACAACCACUUAGAGUCUGAUGUUUAAAUUUGAUUAUUAUUUCUUACGUAUACAAUAUACAGUACCUUUUCCUGGUCCUUGGUUUUCCCUCCAUCUAAUUUAACUUCAUAGGAAACGUUAAUAAAAAUAAUGCUGAUUAUCAUCCAAGCUGCCCUAAAUAGUGCAAAUUACCUAAGAGGGAACAUCACAGCCCAAGGAUCUCUUCACAUUUAAAUUUGGGUUUUGUUCUUCUAAGGAAUAAUACAACUGUAUGCAUGUCAUCUAAUGUUAGUAGUAUUGAGGCUACACUCUCCAUAAUGUAUAUUUGCAAAGUAUUUCAGUGUUACUGUUGAUAUUAGUUGAAGUAAAGUAUUAACAUAUUUAAAUAUGUAGGCUUUUCUUCAGACCUUUGUACCAAUAGUAGAGUUGAACUGUAACUUAUAAGUUGUUCCAGAAAAGAUAAGAUAGGGCAUUGUUUUCCUUUAUGUUUCUCAUUGUAAAACUUGCAUAUAUCAAACUCCCAGUAAUGGACUGGAUGGUCAUUAUUUUACAUUUCAAGCAUUAAUAUCUGUAUUAUCUAAUGAAUUUUUAAAAUAUACUAUCCAUCUCUUUAUACUCAUUGUUUUGAUAUUCCAGGACACCCAAUGAAAGAUUUUAGAUUUCUAGGUUCAUAUGCAUUUAGUAAGAUACACGUUAUGACUUUUACAAGUAUACAGAAAAAGUAAUCAGAAAUUUUGAUGAUUAGUAAAUAUCAAAAAUUAUUCAAUAGAUCCAUUAAAUCAAUAUGUUAUUGCAUAAAUAUCCAGUGCUAUUGCCAUUUAGAGAAACCAUCCAAGGAAGGGAAAUACCUUUAGGAUUAGAAGUAAAAAAAUCUAUUUCUCCUUGUUUUGGGAAACAAAAGUAAUCAUUAUUACCAACUAUAUUCUACUGGAGAAAAUAGCUUUAAUUUUAAAAAAGUAGUUACUGGAAAGUUUUCAUUAUGUUUUCCUUAUUGAUUUCCUUAUUGAUUAAAAAUCAGUACAAAGCACUGUUGAACCACAUCUCUUCCUUUCAGUGAAAACUAUAACUAGGUAAAGCAUCUAUCUGAAGAAAAUAAAAGAAAAACUAAUUGACCUUGUAAAAAAUAUCUUUUCUGGGACAACCAUCAAUUAUAUAUUUCUUUUAAGUUAAGAAUGAAAUGUAAAUCAAUGUAAAGAAAACCAAAGUUAUCCUAUUAUAAUGUAAAUGUCUUGUAUUGCUAAAAGUCUUAAAGCAUAACUUGUAGGAUGAUUUUCCCAUCAAGCACUGCAUGCAGCUGAAGCCUCUUGUUUCUUGAUUUUUAAAUGAGCUGAAAAGCAGUCAGCAACUGAACAAUGACACUCUACAUGUUGACUUGCUGUUUCUUAUACAGCUGUGCAUUUUCUGCAAUUAAGCAUGAGUUUCGCUGUUUCCAUUGUAAAAUAUCAUCACAUCUUGCCUGCAAAAAAGGUAAUUGUGUACAUAGUUCAAAGAAAAAAUGACCAAUAAUAAGAUACAAUUUUGAGGGAGGGAAAAAGGUAGUGGAAACAGGACCAAGUAGGAGGAAUAAUUAAUUCUCUAAAUUGUAUAUAGUGUGUAAAUUAGUAUUAAUAUAAGUCUGCAGUCACUUUUCAGGUUACAUACAGUACCUGUCUCCUGCUAGGAACUAAAUCCCAGCUUUGAGUUGUAUUAAACUGUUAGAAUUAGGUUGAACGCAGACUGUUACAAGACUUCAAGGAACAUCAUGCUCAUGAGAAGCUUCUUAAUGGGAGAUUCAAGAUUCAUUUUGUAACUGUUGGAAAGGAAGGAGUGCUUUCAUUUUAAUAUGCAUUUGUUUGUAGGUAGUAUCAGACUUUAUUGUUGUUAAACUAUAACUGUGAUUAUGUGGGAAAUCAAAUAAAUCACUUUGAACUCA
This is a messenger RNA of Candoia aspera, 7278 nucleotides long. It is a transcript of the gene IQSEC1, whose product is annotated as IQ motif and Sec7 domain ArfGEF 1. NCBI's taxonomy places the organism in Eukaryota, Metazoa, Chordata, Lepidosauria, Squamata, Candoiidae. The record is from RefSeq and is a predicted model, not a curated record. Gene Ontology annotation, molecular function: protein binding; guanyl-nucleotide exchange factor activity. Gene Ontology annotation, biological process: actin cytoskeleton organization; regulation of ARF protein signal transduction. The coding region runs from base 162 to 3596 and encodes 1144 amino acids. The transcript is spliced from 14 exons.